UCGUAACCGAGAGAGAGAGAGAGCUAGAGAGAGACGGAGAGAGUGUGAGUGCGAGACCCUAUUUGUGCAAAGGGAAGGACUCCUCAAAAAGAUGAUUGCCACUUCUCUCCUUGAAAAGUUGUCUUUCGCUUGAGUUUUUCCCGUACAGUUAGCUUUGUUUCCAAUCUUUGUUUAUUGUUCGUCGAUCAUCAGCACCACCAUCAUUGACAAAGACUUUCUCAUCGCAUUCCCGCAGAAAAAAUAUUCACAAGUCUCUCUCUCUCACAAGUCAGAACUGAAGAUAUAUUAUUGUAUCGAUUAUAUAUCCGUAGACUUCCCAACAUCAAUUUUUCGUCUCUGUGUUACAAUUCGUUAUGGGUAAAAAGCAGCACUUGGAUUGGACUUCGAAAUCCAUUAUGUCCUCUGGCAGUGAGAGAGUUUCUCUGUUGAGUAAAGAGGCACGGAGGAAGGCAAAUGACGAUGGCUCGGCUGAUGGUCCUCCAUCGGACCUUGAGCAUGGAGAUGCAAUACAGGCAGCAAAUGUUGGAUUUUGUAGAAUAUUUCAACUGGCGAAGCCUGAUGCAGGAAAUCUGAUUAUCGCCACUGUUGCCCUUCUGAUUGCAUCCACAACAAGUAUUCUCAUUGUAAGUCAUUUUUUGUGUUAGGUGUCAUACCUCCUCUCUCUCUCUCU
This is a messenger RNA of Camellia sinensis, 670 nucleotides long. The record is from RefSeq and is a predicted model, not a curated record. NCBI's taxonomy places the organism in Eukaryota, Viridiplantae, Streptophyta, Magnoliopsida, Ericales, Theaceae.